AUGAAUACUUUAACUUCUUCUCCUAACCAUAUGGAUACGAAAAAUUCUGGAGCUGCUAAAAGAAUUUGUACUUCGACCUUAAUUAGCACAAACAAAUAUCCAAAGUUCUUAGUUAUCACUGGUGAGCUAGAAAAUCUAUCACCAUUCUUCAUCCAUAAGCAUAUUGCGGCCUCAGUAGGCGAGCCAAAACACAUAAAAAAGCUCCGUUCAGGAUCUCUGCUCAUCGAGACUACAUCUGAUGCACAAUCUUCCUCUCUCCAAAAAAUGACCAAAAUGGGGGAACAUUCUAUUACUGUAUCCCCACAUAAGUCUUUGAACACGUCAAGAGGUGUCAUUUCGGAAAUAGACUUGAUAUCAGUCUCUGAGGAUGAACUUUCAAAAGAACUCGCCGAGCAAAAUGUAUGUGGCGUCCGCCGAAUAAAAGUCCGUAGAGACGGGCAACUCGUCAACACAAAACAUCUUAUUCUGUCUUUCUCCUCUCCAGAGCUACCGAAAGCCAUUAAGGCAGGUUACCUAAAUUGCCCCAUCAGACCUUACGUGCCGAACCCACUGCGCUGCUUCAAGUGUCAACGGUUUGGCCAUGCGAAGGCCGCAUGCCGGGGAAACCUGGCAUGUGUGCUCGCUGUUCUGCAGGAGGUCACGAAAGUCAGGAUUGUGUAG
Molecule: messenger RNA, 660 nt
Organism: Stegodyphus dumicola
Lineage: Eukaryota; Metazoa; Arthropoda; Arachnida; Araneae; Eresidae
Source: RefSeq, a predicted model, not a curated record